Impatiens glandulifera is the source of this 5034-nucleotide messenger RNA. RefSeq names its product nuclear pore complex protein NUP160. Gene Ontology annotation, cellular component: nuclear pore. Gene Ontology annotation, molecular function: structural constituent of nuclear pore; protein binding. The coding region runs from base 268 to 4782 and encodes 1504 amino acids. NCBI's taxonomy places the organism in Eukaryota, Viridiplantae, Streptophyta, Magnoliopsida, Ericales, Balsaminaceae. The record is from RefSeq and is a predicted model, not a curated record. The transcript is spliced from 27 exons.
AAAUAGAGUAGCAAGGAAAAAAGAAAAGUAGCAGCCAAAAACACUCCCCACGAGAACUUCCCGCCCGCCAAUGACAACCCUUUGGUGACCGCCGCUUCCGAAUCCGGCUGCUGCGAACCAAACCUCUUCACUCAACUCUCUUAGCUUCUUUACCAAUUUCCACUCUCUAAAUCUCCCUCUUUUCUGCAAUCUCUAGCAUCUCUAAUACAUAAUAUUGAGUAGGGUUUUCGGUUUUUUGUUACUUCUAUCUCUCAACCAAUCCAGCUGAUGGAAACUCGAUCAUUAGCUGGGGCCGAGGUUCCCAUCACAGGAAGUGAUUCAGUCAAGUGGAUCGAAAUUUCUGUACCUUCUUCUUUCCAGUUCGAGGACACUGAAGCUUUGCCGUCGUCGCCGUCUUUUGCCCCUCCAGCAGAGGAUGCGGCAUCGUGCUCCAUUGUUGGAAGCCCUCCUACUUAUUGCAUUUGGAGAAUUCAUAAGGAUAAGCCUCGCGUGCUGGAAAUAGAGGAGCUACGUGCUUCUGAAGAAUUUCCCAAGACUGGGUUACGAAUUAUAUUUCCAGAUUCACUAAGUCCUUUUGCUUUGAUAUGCAAGGAUGAGUCCCAGUAUGCAUUGGGGAAUCCUUAUUUGCUGUACGCAUUAACUGUUUCUGGAGUUGCAUAUUCCAUUAAACUAAAGAGCAUCCAUAAUUAUGCGUCUGGUUAUACUUUAUCACCAUAUGAGGUUGUGGAGUUCAAUAUUCAGCAACUUCCGAAUGCUGGAGUUAUAACAUCUGUAGCAGCAAUGUCAGGGUGCUUGGUGGUUGGGAGAGAUGAUGGGGUGGUUAGUUGUCUCCAUCUUGGAAGACUUGAACCUAGUGAUCCAGGUUUCAUGCUUGACCUUCGGGAUGAUACAGGUUUUGGUCGCUUAUGGGGUUUAAUGUCAAGGAGAUCUGUUGGUUCUGUUCAGGGCAUGGUAAUAUCAGAUGUGCAUGAUAUGAAAUUGCUCUUUGUUCUUCAUCAUGAUGGGACCUUACGAAUUUGGGACAUUGUAAAUGGCAGCAGAAUUUUCAGUCAAACACUAACUGUUCCAUCAUCAAGAGAAGCUACGUUUCUGAAGUUAUACGUGGGUGAAGCUCAUCAUGGAACCAAUUAUAUUCCUCUUGGGAUUUUCUAUAGAAACAGUUUGGAAGUCUGUACGGAAAUGAUCACUGUAUAUUAUCUACGAUUUACUCAAGGGGAUAGGAAUUUGUUUUCAUUGGACACUUCAGUUCAGAACAUCCCACUGGAGGAGGGUAUGCUCAUAGAUGUGAAGCUAACUUCAGACAAGAUCUGGAUUCUUAAAGAACAAGGACUGCUUGUUGAGAGUUUGAUCAGUACAAAUGGAAAAAGGGGAGUAGCACAAUGCUAUGCUUUGCAGGAAGCAUUAGUUGCUGACCAGCUGUUUCAAAAUUCUCAAAACUCUUUGGAUGACUUUAUUUGGCUUGCUCAAACAGUAUUUUCUUCUGUGAAGGAUGAGAUUCUCCCAUUAGUGUCUUCCAUUUUCUUGCGUAGGAUACUUUUUCCUGGUGUCCAUCAUGCUACUGUCCUCAGAGCAACAUUAGGAGACUUUGCCAAGCACUUGUCUGAUUCUGACUAUAAUUCACUAUCAGCUGAAGGGUUAAAGAAAGAAAUUCUCACUCUUGUUGAACAAGAGGGCCUCUCUGGAAAUCCCAUUUCGAUACUAUACUUCUGGAGGAACUUCUGUACUCAUUAUUUCAACUAUUGGUGCAAAAUCAAUGCACCUUUUGGCUUUCUUGUUGAUUCUUCAACAGGUGCCAUUAUUCUAGUAAGGAAAAGUUCAACUUCUCUCUUCAGGUGCUUGGAGGAUAUAGAACGUACCUAUGGUUCUUUCAACGAACUUGCUGAUACAUUAGGCGCUGGGAUACAGUUGCCUGAUGAUGUUGACCAGACGAUCCUUUUUGACUUGCUCCAGUCCAUCAGUAAUGUUAGUCGACAGCUGGGGAAUGCUGCUUCAGCCAUAUAUUACGAAUCACUUCUUAGUGCUCCCUCUCUAUCACCAGAAGAGGUUGUUCCUCGUUUGUUGAAAACUCUAGAAAGUGGAUACAGUUCAUCUGGGGAAGCUUUGCAGGUAUCUGAGUUGGGAUCAGAUGCUUUUUGGGAGAAGAAAGUGACUGAUCACAAAAACCUGAGGAAGUUUUCCGUGGACAUUUUUCUAUCACUGCAUGCUCUACGUAACAAAACAACCUCUUGGGGCAAAGUGUUGGAUGUUAUGGAGAGUUUCCUAAAGUUUCUAGUACCCAACAAUAUAAAACAGAAGUCUGAUAUUCAAGUCCACUUCAACAUUGAUAUCUCUGUUACUGUUCAAGCUAUAUCUCAAGUUGCAAAAGUGAUGUUUGAAUCUACCUUGGACGUACUUGUGUUAUUAAAUUAUCUGGCUAAUAUCAGUGGGCAGAUUCAUAUGUCACAUGAGGAUGUAUCACGAAUAAAGCUUGAACUGAUUCCUAUGAUUCAAGAAAUUAUUGCCGAGUGGCAUAUAAUCCAUUUUCUGGCGACAACUCCAUCUGAGAUUCCUACCAAUGCAGACUUCAGUUCCCAACUUUCUUCUUUACAAAUAGAUAAUAAUACUGGAAAAAGGCCUUGGAAUGAGAAGCUUGGAAAGGGUGACUUUACUUUGGCUUGUGUUUUUCUUCCAAAUAUUGGAAGAUCUUCUGAAGACCCAAGCCAAUUAUGUGCUAGUUUUCCUAACCCAGAAAGCAUUAUUAGGUCAAUGCGGGACUUCACAAGCUGGAUAGUAUGGGGAAAGACAGGGAAAGAAUCUCAUUCAUUUUUUAGUCACUCAACUGAGCUUGCAUUAAUCUUACUUAGACAUGGACAAUAUGCUGCAGCCGAGUAUCUGCUUACAACUGUGGAUGCACAUUUGCGGAAGGAGAAAACAUCUCAGAGUGUUCAGGGUGAAGAUGGUGAAUGGUGCAAGCUUCUCCAUCUGCUUGGUUGUUGCCUGCUUGCUCAAGUACAAAGAGGAUUAGUGGGGAAGAUUGGAGAGAAAAAAAUUAAUGAAGCUGUUCGAUGUUUAUUUAGAGCUAGCUCAUUUGAUGGAGCUCCAGAGGUUCUGCAGAGCUUGGCUAAUGAAACAGGAUUACCUUGUCCUGAUUUGGCUUGCUCUUCAUCAGCGACAAUUUGGAAGCUUCAGUAUUAUCAAUGGGCGAUGCAGAUAUUUGAGCAGUAUAAUUUGAGUUCAGGUGCUUGCCAAUUUGCUCUUGCUGCUCUUGAGCAAGUUGAUGAAGCACUAGGAACUAAAGUUGAUACACUAGAGGCGGAAAUUCAGAGUGAAUCUGCUAUUACGAUUCGAGGGCGACUCUGGGCAAAUGUCUUUAAGUUUACACUAGACCUUAGUUGUUAUUAUGAUGCAUAUUGUGCUAUAAUUUCAAACCCAGAUGAGGAAAGUAAGUACCUUUGCUUGAGGCGUUUCAUCAUUGUCCUUUAUGAACGUGGGGCUUUAAAGGUUCUUUGUGAUGGCCAACUGCCUUUUAUUGGGUUAGCUGACAAGAUAGAACGAGAGCUUGCUUGGAAGGCGGCACGCUCAGAUAUUUCAACUAAGCCAAAUCCUUUUAGACUGCUUUACGCAUUUGAGAUGCGUCGACAUAACUGGCGAAAGGCAGCAACAUACAUGUAUCUGUAUGCUUCUCAAAUAAGAACUGAAGCAGCGAAUAAGGAUUUCCAUCCCAGAUCUAUGCUUCUUCAAGAAAGGCUUAAUGGGCUUUCUGCUGCCAUCAAUGCACUGCAUCUUGUUCAUUCUGAUUGUGCAUGGAUUAACCCUAUUCUUGAUGAACAGCUUUUUCAGAAGGAGCAUCGUCCAAUUAAAAAGGCUAGGCUAACAGAGCAUGAACAAUUAACCAUGGGCAAUGAUGGUCAGCCACAAAGGUCACAAUCUUACAUAGACGUGGAGAAGCUAGAAAAUGAAAUCAUUUUAACAUCAGCUGAAUAUACUCUCUCAAUGAGAAACGUGAAAUGGACCUUUUCAGGAAAUGAGAAGCCCUCACCAGAUCUGGUUGACUUGUUGAUUCAAGUAAACAUUUAUGAUAUGGCUUUCACAAUAAUACUAAGAUUUUGGAAAGGCUCAAAAUUAAAGAGCGAGCUGGAAAGAGUCUUCACUCUAAUGGCAUUGAAAUUCUGUCCGAAUUCAACAGGUCCACCUGUAGCUGUGAACCUUCCUAAAUCACAUGGUCUUCUUUUGACAUCAUCACAAGAUGAAGUUAAUCUUCAAGGUUCUUUUGAUGCAAGCCCUCCAGUUCAUCAGUCAAAAGUACAUAGCCAAUGGGAGAUGCUCGAGUCUUAUCUGGAAAAAUAUAAAGGAUUUCAUCCCAGAUUACCUGUAGUUGUUGCAGAAACUCUUCUUUCUAACGACUCACAGAUUGAGUUGCCACUUUGGCUGGUUCAAAUGUUUAAGGGUAAUAGAAGAGAAAGCAUUUGGGGAAUGAGUGGAGAUGAAUCAAAUCCCGCAUCCUUAUUUCGACUAUAUGUUGACUAUGGAAGGUUUGCGGAGGCAACCAAUUUGUUCCUCGAAUACAUUGAAUUGUUUGCUUCAAUGAGACCUUCUGAUAUAAUUCACCGGAAAAGGCCAUUUGCUGUGUGGUUCCCAUAUUCGUUAGUGGAGCGUUUAUGGUGUCAGCUUGAUGAACUUAUUAACCGAGGCUACAUGGUUGAUCAAUCUAAGAAAUUGAGACAUCUUUUACAAGUGGCUCUAUCGAAACAUCUCCAUCUGCUUAAGGUGGACUCUGAGGACACGAUGUCUACAGCAACUUGACAAGAAAUAUGAUAAAAAUUGUCUUAUCAAAGAGUUGACCAAAGGUGUUCGAUAAUUGAUUGCCAGUUGACCAAUGAUGUCAGGAAUUUUGGGCUCAGAAAAAUCUUUUGCUUUUUAAUUGUGUGUAUUAAUGUAACGUUUUUUUUUACUUUAUUCUUGAGUUUUAUUGCCAGAGUUUAUUAAAUACUUUACUUGAGUUCAGUUAUAUAUCUUAAUGUUCUUAUUUAUGCAAAUCUUAUACUUGGGUGGUUA